Molecule: messenger RNA, 3150 nt
Organism: Kazachstania africana CBS 2517
Lineage: Eukaryota; Fungi; Ascomycota; Saccharomycetes; Saccharomycetales; Saccharomycetaceae
Gene: NMD5
Product: Nmd5p
Exons: 1
Coding region: 1-3150 (1049 amino acids)
Biological process (GO): protein import into nucleus
Cellular component (GO): nuclear envelope; cytosol
Molecular function (GO): small GTPase binding
Source: RefSeq, a predicted model, not a curated record
AUGGACGCAAAUGUGUUGUUACACUGCUUUUCUGGAACUUUAGUUCAUGAUGCUUCAAUCAGAAAAAAUGCAGAGUCUCAUCUGCAGGAGGCAAGUAAGACGCCAGGGUUUCUCGGCGCAUGUUUAGACAUUAUUGCAUCUGGAGAAGUCAACACAAGUAUUAAAUUGUCUGCUUCGUUGUAUUUUAAGAAUAAGAUUACCUACGGUUGGGAUGCCGGCUCAAAUUCUGUGGCUACUAAGAACGAGUUAUUGAAUUUUGUUGUGGACAAUGACGAAAAACCUGUUGUUAAAGAUAUGCUGCUUCAAACAAUGCUGCAAUGUUCUAAGAAUUCUCCUCAAUGUGUCAAGAUAUUGAAGUCUGCAUUAACUGUUAUUAUCAGCUCAGAGUAUGCGCGCGGUAGAUGGGAAGAACUUCUGCCAAAAUCAUUGGAAUUACUUUCAAGUGAUGAUAUCGACUUCACUCAUGUCGGUUUGAUUUGCCUUUCUGAAAUCUUUAGAACUUAUAGAUGGAAGGAUAAUGAUGCAAGACAAGAAUUAGAAAAAUUGAUUUUGGAGUAUUUUCCACAACUUUUAGAGUACGCCAAUAACUCUCUUUUCCAAAAUGGUAGUACUAUGACCAACAAUAAGGUCGGUGAAUUGAUGAAAUUGAUACUUAAGAUUUAUAAGUUUGUGACUUACUACGACUUGCCUUUCACUACACAGAGAGCAGAAUCAUUUAUUCCGUGGGCAAAUCUAUUUGUAUCGAUUAUUCAACAUCCUAUUCCUGCUGAUGCCUUGAACGGCUUGGAUGUCGAUCAACGUAAAUUAUUACCAUGGGUGAAGUGCAAAAAAUGGGCCUAUGCUAAUUUAUUCAGAUUGUUUCAAAGAUAUGGCUCAACUUCAUUAUCUAAAAAGUUCGAAUAUAAUGAAUUUAAACAAUUGUACGUAGAACAAUUUCUGCCACAAUUUCUGCAAUUAAUCUUUCAGCAGAUCGAACAAUGGAGAAAUAAUUCUCUUUGGUUAAGUGGCACAUCAUUGUACUAUAUCCUGAGUUUCUUAGAACAAUCAAUUACACAGAAACCAACUUGGGAAUUGGUUGGCCCACAUUACGACGUAAUGUUGAAACAUAUUAUUUUCCCAUUACUAAAACCAACUGAAGAAACAUUGGAAUUAUUUAAAAACGAUCCCCAGGAAUAUAUUCAUAGAAACUUGGAGUUCUGGGAUAAUGACUACUCUUCUGAUUCUGCUGCUGUCUCUCUGUUAGUAACAGCUGUUAACAAACGUGGUAAAUCAACAUUACAGCCAACUUUGGAGUUUUUAAUCGAAACUUCACAGGCUAAUUGUGCUGAUUUUGAGAAUAUUCAAAUGAGUAAUGCAUUAGAAAUUGAAUCAAGUCUGAAAAUUUUCUCAAACAUUAUUGAUAGGUUGACUGUGAAGAAUUCUCCAUAUUUAACUGAAAUUGAAGGUUUCUUAUCUAUCUUUGUUUUCCCAUUCUUUAACUCACCGUUUGGAUUUCUAAAAGCCCGUGCGUGUGACAUUUGUUCUAAACUAGGUACCGUAGAAUUAAAGCAGCCAAUUUCUAUUGUUACAAUUUAUGAAGGUAUCAUGCUUUGCUUGAACGACUCGUCGGAUUGUUUACCCAUCAAUUUAGCUGCCGCUUUAGCUUUACAAAUCUUUAUAUCAGACCCGCAUUUUCGACAAACUAUUGCACCAUCAGUUAUUCCGAUCAUGCAGAAAUUAUUGGCAUUAUCCAAUGACUUUGAAUCUGAUGCCAUUUCUGGUGUGAUGCAAGAAUUUGUAGAACAAUUUUCCGAACAGUUACAACCAUUUGGUGUCGAAUUAAUAAAUACUUUGGUGCAACAAUUUUUGAAAUUAGCCAUUGAUUUAAAUGAAGCUUCCAAUAUCGAUCCAAAUAGUUUGAUGACUGCAGAUGAUAUUCCCGACGAAACCGAUAAGCAAAUGGCUGCUUUAGGUAUAUUAUCUACUAUCAUCUCGAUUUUGUUAUCGUUUGAAAAUUCUUUGGAUGUUGUUAAAAGCUUGGAACAAUCGUUUUAUCCUGCUGCUGAGUUUAUCUUGAAAAACGAAAUGGAAGACUUUUAUCGUGAAGUUUGUGAAUUUGUCGAGAACUCUACUUUCCUAUUAAGACAAAUCACACCAUUUACAUGGAAAAUCUUAGAGUUAGUUGGCGAAUGUAAUCGUAAAGAUAAUAGUAUGGUCUCUUACUAUUUAGAAGAUUUUAUGCUUAUGAUAAACAAUAUUUUAGUAUACGGCAACGAGGAGCUCAGGAAAAAUGAAUUUUAUUCUAAAAUACUAUUAGAAAUUUAUCAAAAGAGUGAAAUUACUGAGGACAGUGAUCUCGAUGAGCUAAAUAUCAUUUUUGAUUUUUCUCAAAAAAUCAUCCUAGCAAUGGGAGCUCAAUUGUCACCAUACUUCAGAGAAUUAUUCUUGAAGGAUGCUACUAGAUGUAUCUUGGCAGAAAGUGGAGAGUUGAGUAAAAAUUGUGUCUUUGGUGUCACAUCUUUCAAUGUAGUCAUUGCAAGCAUGAUUUCAUCUGUAUUACCGACUCUAAAAUUCUUACAACAAACUAACUGUUUCCAAUUGUUUUUCGAAACUUGGAUAACAUCAUACAUUCCAAACUAUAAACGUGUUUUCGACAUUAAACUUUCUAUUAUGGGUAUACUAAACAUAAUAGGUCAGUUAAAUGUGGGCAAUUUUUCAGACUUGUCUAUUGACACCAUUUUGCAAAAAUUGACUAGCGACUUGAUUAUGUUGAUUAAAAAAUAUCCUAUCGCUGAACAAGAACUAAAGUUGAAACGUAAAGAAUUUUCAUCAUUAGACUUUGAUUCCAAUGCUGAAUGGAACGAUAUUAGCGAAUUUAAUGAAAAUGACGAAGAGCCUGAAGAGGACAUCGAAAAAUACAUGGAGUUGACUAAAAACAAAACCACAGGACUAGAUUUUGUUGACUGUACAACAUUCGACGGCAAUAAUUCUUUUGAUGACUUGGAAGAAGAUCCACUAAGCAAAUCGCUACUAGACGAUAUUGACAUAUAUUCUUUGUUUAAAUCAACCGUUACGCUCUUGCAACAAAACAAUGCAGCAAAUUUCCAAGUCACUUUCGGUACACUUACAGCAGAACAACAGCAAACUCUUUCAGAAAUUAUGAAUAUCUGA